AUGUUCUCAAGGGCCAUCCGCCAGUCGAGCCGCCGGGUCGCUGCAAUCUCUGCCACGAGCAGGAUUGCGUCGGCCCGCGCUCCCGCGUUCAUCAACGCUACCCGAUCCUACGCCGCCGAAGCGAAGGCCACCCCCACCGAGGUUUCCUCCAUCCUGGAGCAGAGGAUCCGCGGUGUCCAGGAGGAGAACUCCCUCUCCGAGACUGGUCGUGUUCUCUCCGUCGGUGACGGUAUCGCCCGUGUCCACGGCAUGAACAACGUCCAGGCUGAGGAGCUUGUCGAGUUCGCCUCCGGUGUCAAGGGCAUGUGCAUGAACUUGGAAGCCGGCCAGGUCGGUGUUGUGCUUUUCGGUUCUGACCGUCUCGUCAAGGAGGGUGAGACCGUCAAGCGUACCGGAGAGAUUGUCGACGUUCCCGUCGGCGAGGCUCUUCUCGGACGUGUCGUUGACGCUCUCGGUAACCCCAUCGAUGGAAAGGGUCCCCUCAAGACCACCGAGCGUCGCCGUGCUCAGCUCAAGGCCCCCGGUAUCUUGCCCCGCCAGUCCGUCAACCAGCCCGUACAGACUGGCCUCAAGUCUGUCGACGCCAUGGUUCCCAUCGGACGUGGUCAGCGUGAGUUGAUCAUUGGUGACCGUCAAACCGGAAAGACCGCCGUUGCCCUCGACGCCAUGCUUAACCAACAGCGAUGGAACAAGGGUACCGACGAGACCAAGAAGCUCUACUGUAUCUACGUCGCCGUCGGUCAGAAGCGAUCCACCGUCGCCCAGCUCGUCAAGACCCUUGAGGAGAACGACGCCAUGAAGUACACCAUCAUUGUCGCCGCCACUGCCUCCGAGGCUGCGCCCCUGCAGUAA
Molecule: messenger RNA, 852 nt
Organism: Alternaria arborescens
Lineage: Eukaryota; Fungi; Ascomycota; Dothideomycetes; Pleosporales; Pleosporaceae
Product: ATP synthase subunit alpha
Exons: 4
Coding region: 1-852 (283 amino acids)
Biological process (GO): proton transmembrane transport; proton motive force-driven ATP synthesis
Molecular function (GO): ATP binding; ADP binding; proton-transporting ATP synthase activity, rotational mechanism
Source: RefSeq, a predicted model, not a curated record